Molecule: messenger RNA, 2190 nt
Organism: Pyrenophora tritici-repentis Pt-1C-BFP
Lineage: Eukaryota; Fungi; Ascomycota; Dothideomycetes; Pleosporales; Pleosporaceae
Product: WD40 repeat protein
Biological process (GO): transcription initiation at RNA polymerase II promoter
Cellular component (GO): transcription factor TFIID complex
Molecular function (GO): RNA polymerase II general transcription initiation factor activity; protein binding
Source: RefSeq, a predicted model, not a curated record
AUGUCGGGGCCCCCGCAAGGGCCCGGGCCUGUGAGGGCCAUGAGCGUAGGGAAUGGUCCGCCCAGUGCUGGCUUACCACCACACAGCGCGAUGCCUCCGCAAGGCGGUCCACCACCACCAGGUUCUUCUGGACCGCAAUCGCAGCAGAAUUUGAACCAAAUAGUACUUGAAUAUCUCUCCAAGAAGGGCUAUGUCCGCACCGAAGCGAUGCUCCGCAAGGAGUCCGAACCGCAAACCAACGGUCAGCCUCUGACAGCGCAGAGUACCGAAGCUGGCGGCGCGAAGUACACGAAGGCGUUUGAGCUUCUGCGCAAAUACACCGAGGACAAUUUGGACUUGUACAGGCCGGAGCUACGUAAGCUACUAUGGCCUGUCUUCGUCUACUCGUUCUUGGACUUGGUUCGCGACUUCUACACAAAGGAUGCAGAGACGUUCUUUACGGCCUAUCACGGCUUGUUCGAGCGGGACCACGACGAGGACGUCAAGACACUUCGUCAGGUGCGGCUACAAGCUCACUUACAGGAGAGUCGCAUAGCGAAGCUGUACCUCGACAACAAGUAUCGUAUAACGCUGACAACUAUGCCAUUCUUUAACCUAGUUCAAUUCCUUGAAUCCAAGCACUUUGACGGAGGUUCGACAAUCAUUGACGUCAUUCGGGAGCACCUGAACAUCGUCACAGUUGACCGAACUGCAACUGCGGAGAAAAGCAUCGCAGCCAUUCUUGCUAGCGGACAUGGCGAAGACGAGCUUCCGGCAGAAGACGAAGGCAUUCCAGGCCACGCUCCCGGUCAUCCGCUCACCACGCGCCACGAUCCUGACGCCGACGCAGCGCGCAUUAGGCUGCAAUUGGGGGCAUACCCACAAGAGCAAGAGCUACAAGACGACGUUCGAGCUGCUCUGCAGGACGAGGACGCUAAGUCCGCGCCAAGACCAGGUCAGCUGAGUUUGGUAGAGGAAUUUGAGCAACGUAUUAAACGUGAGCCCACAGAGGACGGUCCGUCGCGUGAGUUUGUUCCUCUGCCACCCUCGCUUGCUCGCGACGUCUCCAUGGAAGUUCAAAAGAUCAUUGAACACCGUGAUCGCUACAAGAUGGAAGGCAGAACUGGCGGUGUUGGUCCCGCCGUCAGCGUUACCAUGUACACCUUUCACAACACGUACGACAGCAUCAACUGCAUAGACUUUUCAGGCGACAAUCAGCUUGUAGCUGCUGGUAUGAAUGAGUCUUACAUUCGUGUUUGGUCCAUGGACGGCAGUCCUCUGACCUCCCCCAACGACACUGCCAACACCCAACCUUCAUCUUCUCGGCGCUUAGUCGGUCACUCUGGUCCUGUAACUGCAGUCGCAUUCUCUCCGUCGACUGCAAACCCUGAUCCCAACGGACCUCCGACCAACUCGGAAUGUCUGCUGUCCUGCUCGGAAGAUAAGACUGUCCGACUAUGGUCACUGGACACAUACACUUGUCUUGUCGCCUACCGCGGCCAUGAUAAUCCGGUAUGGGACGUUCAGUGGGGACCCUAUGGGCAUUACUUCCUCACUGGCUCGAACGACCGCACUGCACGUCUUUGGUCAACCGAUCAUAUUGAGCCUCUGCGCAUCUACGUCGGCCAUGACAAUGACGUCGAUUGUGUCACUUUCCAUCCAAACAACCUCUACAUCUUCACAGGCUCUUGCGACCGCACAGUACGCAUGUGGCAUAUUGCCGGUGGCAACUGUCUGCGCCUGUUCACCGGUCACACUGGCAAUGUCACAGCCAUAUCAUGUUCUCCCGACGGUAAGACACUUGCGUCCGCCGACGAUGCGGGCAACAUCAUACUGUGGACACUCGACACUGGCAGACGGAAGAAGCGCAUGCGUGGACACGGCAAGGGUGGUAUCUGGUCGCUUUCCUGGAGCGUCGAGUCCAGUGUCCUAGUCUCUGCUGGAGCGGACAAGACAGUACGCGUUUGGGAUGUGCUGCAGGAGCCCAGCGAGAAGGCUACUGAUGGUGUGGCUGCGAAGGCGGAUGGUGCCAUGACCACCAAAGGUGCAAGCGGAACGACGGUGACAGGAAAGAAGACCAGUAAGGAGACUGGUGUCUCGGCAGAUCAGAUCAGUGUGUUCCCAACAAAGGAGAGCCCCGUGUACAAGGUGCAGUUCACUCGAAUGAACUUGGUCCUUGCUGGUGGUGCAUAUCUCCCGACUCGGCCUUAG